UCUCGCGCUGUGCAGGGCCUUCGGCAACUCUUGGCCCAAGGUUCGCAAUUCAGCGCGCUUGCUUGCCCCAGGCGCUGGGCUCCCUGCGUGGUCGGCAUGGCCAGGGCCAGUGAGGAGCUGUCGAGGCUGCUGGAGCGCAGGCGGCGACUCAACGGGGAGCUGACGGCCCCUCUCCAGGAGAGCGGCAGGCAGCGCCAGCGGGCCACCGUGCUGCUGGCGGCGGAGGGCGGGGUGAGGCAGCGAAAGGGUCGCUUCGAGCGGGGUGAGGGCGAUGCGCCGUCGGAUUGCUCGCCGUCGAAGCCAGGGCAUCCCGUGCACGGUGCCGAGCUCUGCGCCGAGGACAAGGAGAACGUCCAGACAAACUUUGUCGCCGCCAGCGCAUCCCGGGAGUGCAGCCCGGCGCCCGCAGAGGUGCCCGGCGCGCGCGGCUGCUCGCGCGAGCCCUGCCCAGAGGCUGGCGCGCACUGCGGCACGUCGGCGGGCGGCGGCGCCGCGGCGGAGGAGGCCGCCGCGCCGGAGGGCGCGUCGGCAGCUGGCGCUGCUCGAGCCGCGGGCGUGGCCCGCGAGCGAGCAGAGAGCGCCGCCGAGGUUGAGGACGCAGGCGAGGAGGUGCAGGAGGAGGCGGCGGCGGAGGCUUCGGCGGAGGCCGAGGAGGAGGAGGAGGAGGAGGAGGCCGCGGAGCAGGGCAGAGCCGAGGGCAGCCUGGCCCCGGGCGGGCGAGGCGCGCCCCGAGGCGGCUCCGCGGACGCGCUCGCGGCCGCGAGCGCCGCGGCGGCGGGCGCCGCGGCGGCGGGCGGCGCGGCCGUGGCAGAGGACGCGCGGGCCGCGGGGGCCGUGGGCUCCGUGCCUGGCGCGGGUGCCUGCGCGCAGGUGCCCCGCUCGCCGCAGCGGGCGGCGCCCGCGGCGGCCGCGCUGUCCCCCGCGGCCGCGCACCGCGGCGCUCGCCCGUGCGCCGCGGUGGAGUUCACCGACAUCGGCGGGCAGGAUUUCAUCGAGGACUGCGGCACGCCUGGCGGCCAGGAGAGCCGCGGCUCGCCCGGGGACGAGGCGGAGGAGCGCGAGCCGAUCGAGCCGAUCGAGUACUUCCUGCUGGACUACCUCGGCCUGGUGCCGGAGGGCCUCUCGCAGAAGCUCCGGGAGAGCCUGGACGUGCACGAGGACCUGGUGGACCGCAUCACGGCGCGCAACGAGCACCUCCGCGCGAGGACCCGACGAACGUCGGGCGGGUCUGCGAAGCAGGAGGCCUCCUCCCCCGCCGGCAGCGGCAGCGGCAGCGGCGGCGGCCGCUCUCCGCCGGUAGGCGGAAGGACGCCGCUCAGCGCCGAGAAGAGGGAAAGGGAGAAGGAGGCCUGGCGCCGCGAGCUGCGGGCGCAGAUGGCCGUCAAGAUCGCAGCCGUCGAGGAGACGAAGCUCCGGGUGGGGGCCGAGGCCCACUACGCGGCCAUGAAGGCGAAGCUGCAGCACACGUGCAAGACGGCCCGUGAGCGCAUCGCCGCCAUGGCCCAGCGCGCCGAGCUGCGGGAGCGGGAGUACAGGGCCAGCUCGGCGGCGGCAUCGGCGGAGCGCGAGCGCCUGCAGGCCUCCCUGGAGGCGGUCAAGCAGCAGCAGGCCGAGGCGAGGGCGCGGAUCGCCGGGCUCGAGGGCGACAUCCACGACCUGGACAGGCAGUUCCGCGCGGGGGAGAAGGCCCGCAGGGCGUACCUGGGAGACCUGGAGUCGCUGCGGUGCGAGCUCCGCGGACACAAGGCGCGCGCCGCGCGCGGGCGCGCCGCGGAGCAGCGGGUGAGCGACCUGGAGAGGGAGCUGCAGGCGACCAUGAAGGCCGUCGCGGAGGCUCGCUUCCGCACGGCGCCCGCGGAGGCGCCCGGCAACCUGGGAGGCGCGUGAGGCGGCCGCGGCGCCCCCCUCGAUGGACCGAGUUUCCACCACCCCCGCCAGAGGUAGGAGAGGGAGGAGGCGGAGGAGGAGGAGGAGGUGGAGGAG
Prorocentrum cordatum is the source of this 1983-nucleotide messenger RNA. Lineage: Eukaryota; Dinophyceae; Prorocentrales; Prorocentraceae. The record is from the annotation of a GenBank genome assembly.